Neodiprion virginianus is the source of this 2352-nucleotide messenger RNA. RefSeq names its product facilitated trehalose transporter Tret1-2 homolog. Gene Ontology annotation, cellular component: membrane. Gene Ontology annotation, molecular function: sugar transmembrane transporter activity. The transcript is spliced from 5 exons. Bases 545 to 1885 code for a protein of 446 amino acids. Gene Ontology annotation, biological process: transmembrane transport; carbohydrate transport. The record is from RefSeq and is a predicted model, not a curated record. Lineage: Eukaryota; Metazoa; Arthropoda; Insecta; Hymenoptera; Diprionidae.
UAUUACUCAGAUGUGGUGUGCAAAGAUACAUCGUACAACACGCGAACGACGAGAGCGACCACUUGAGUGAGAAUGGCACUUUGGUUUAAUCUGCAUCAAUACGGGCUAUAGAGUAAGUGACCAACGGGAAUUAGCGAAUGAGGAGACCAUUAGCCAAUCUGCUUGAUUGAAAUUGACACUAGUCAUGGGCGAGUUAAUAUUUUUUUGUGAUUUUAGAUAUUCUUGCGAACAGUGUACAUUGACUGAGCCGUAAGAGAAUUUCGGAAAUGGAUUACAGGUUACGACCAAAAGUUGAAAGUGUGAAAAUUUAACAAGGUCUGCGUUUCGUUGGUCGUAAUUGCAUGUUGCAAGCUGGCGGAAAAAAAUAAUAGUAUACAAUUCGAAUUUUGAAGUACAUAUUCAGAUUCCUGAUUAGCGAUUUAAAAGCCUUCAGAUACCAUAUUAAAUGAAAAGACGAUGAUUUUUUUUUCUGUGUUUUGAACCACUGUAAGGGAUCCACCAUUACAAGUUUUGGAAGUCUGACUUUGGAUUCGUUAUCGCAACCAUGUCCGUGGCAUGCGCCGGUUUUCAUUUCGGAUGGUCCGCUCCUUCGCUGCCAAAGCUUUUGGACGAGGAUUCCAACGUUACCGUGACAUCGGAUGAAAGUUCAUGGAUCGUGAGUUUCUUUACAUUUGGAUGUGUAUUCGGUCCACUCAUCGGAGCUGCAGUGGUGGACAAAUGGGGCAGAAAGUGGUCCCUACUUUUCACGGUUCUGCCUUACCUCAGUUCUUGCAUCCUGAUUGGAUUCGCGCCGAGUUUUUGGUGGUUUGCCAUAGCAAGGUUCAUCGCCGGUCUUGGUUCUGGCAUCACCUACACCGUGGCACCGAUGUACUUGGGAGAGAUUGCGGACGACAGGAUUCGGGGCGCGCUGGGUGCCAUGAUAAACCAUAUGCUGAACGCCGGUAUUUUGUUGACCUACUGUGUCGGGCCGUGGGUCAGCCCCGUGGCUCUAGCUGGCAUGGGAGCAGCGUUUCCACUCCUGUUUGGUCUGAUGUUCUUCUGGAUGCCAGAGUCACCGUACUUCUUGGUAAUGAAGGGAAAGAUGGAUCGCGCUGAGAAAAGUUUGCUCUGGUUCAGAGGGACGAGUAACGUGAUCGAGGAGCUCAAGCAGGUUCAAGAGAAUGUAGAGUUCGAUCAAAAAAAUGCUGGUACAGUUAAGGAGCUGGUUAUGAUACCUGGAAAUCGCAAGGCUUUGAUCAUCGUCAUCGGGUUGAUGAUAGCCCAACAGUUCAGCGGUAUUGGGGCUGUGCUCGCCUACAGUGGCCUCAUAUUCGAAGCAUCGGGAUCCAGCCUGGAUUCAAGUAUUUCCGUAAUCAUUAUUGGCGUGGUUCAAGUCCUCAGUGGAGUGCUCACCAUAUUCACUGUUGACCUGGCAGGACGAAAGCCAUUGUUGUUGAUUUCCGCCUGUGGUUCGAUCCUGUUUCUCGGAGGAGAAGCAUUGUACUUCCAGCUCCAAGCGGUCGAUGUCGAUGUCAGUUCGAUCUCUUGGCUUCCGGUUACCGCUAUCGUUGGUUACAUAAUCGUGUACACGAUAGGACUAGGAUGUCUUCCUUACGUCGUACUUUCGGAAAUAUUUCCAUGCAACGUUAAAGCGUUGGCGACUAUGGUUACCUCGAUAUUCGGGGCUCUUGGUGGAAUGGCCGUUGCCAAGCUCUACCAAGUCGUCGCUGACGAGUACGGAAUCCACGCUUCGUUCUGGGGAUUCGCUGCGAUAACCGUAUUUUCGAUGAUAUUCAUUUACUUCGUCAUCCCCGAGACCAAGCAGAGGUCUCUGCGCGAUAUACAAGAGGAGUUCCACAAGACUACGGAGUUUAAAACGGUGUCAGACAAGUCGCUGGAUCCUUGAUCACUAUCUUGAACCUGCGACGAUACUUAAUAAGCAUGGUAAAAUUAUCAGAGGUGUACUUACGAAAAGGAUAGUCACGAUGAGGUGACAAUGUUCAAUUCCUGAUGUACAGUUCUGAUCGUAGAGCCACCGUAAGAGGCUCUCCACCACUAUUAAUUGAUCGCUUCGGCUAAUAUUUUCCAAGGAUCUUCUUACAUUUACUUGUUUAUUAUUAAUCCAUUAGGCAAUUUACUCAAUGCAAUAGAGAAAUGAUUUUCUUGAAAACUGAACGAGGUUGUUUACACAGAACCUUUUUCUUCUCACAAAGAUAACGUGCAAUAAGCCAUUGGGACGAAUUUGGGUAUCGAACAAAUCGGUAUAUCUCAGGAUCGAUAACCAUAUUUCUGUGUAGUUGUAAGUUUCUCCUAAAACUCAAUUAUACGAGCAUAAGUUAAUAUGCAGAUGUAAUUAAACAAACAUUAUUUAUA